This is a messenger RNA of Truncatella angustata, 786 nucleotides long. RefSeq lists its product as uncharacterized. Bases 1 to 786 code for a protein of 261 amino acids. NCBI's taxonomy places the organism in Eukaryota, Fungi, Ascomycota, Sordariomycetes, Amphisphaeriales, Sporocadaceae. The transcript is spliced from 2 exons. The record is from RefSeq and is a predicted model, not a curated record.
AUGAAGUUUCUCAGCAUUGCAUUGAUAGCAGGUCUGCACAUCGGCGCAACCCUAUGCGCACCUAUCACAGCACAAGGCAUCGCAGGACGAUCAACACAUAAUGUAAUCUCUCAGCGCCAAAACAAGGGAGGCAACAGCAACAACAAGGCCGGGGCCAGCGGGAAGAGCAGUAGCAGCGGCAAUAGCAGCGGUGCGCCGAGCGCAGACGCGGUGCAGCAGGCGGCGGACAACUUCGCGAGCGACGUGUCGACCGUGUCCAACUCGCUCAACACGCUGGGGACGACCACAGACACGGCCACGCGCAAGAAGCUGGCCAACGCCGGCUUCAAAGCCGAGUCCGACGAGGACAACCAGCGCUCCGUGCUCUUCGCCGCGGGAGCCAACAAGGACGCCAACACCAAGAUCCUGGACAACACCCCCACCGUCCUCGACGGCCUCUCGUCCAUCGCCAAGGACCCCUCAGACGACAACACAGCCAAGCAGCUACAAACCAUGGAGACGGCGAGAAACGCAAAUAUCCUGCCCAGCAUCACCGCGCUGACCAACAGCGCCUUCAAGGCCACCGGCGUCGACGCUACGGCGCAAAAGUUCCAGUCCACGACGGGCAGCAAGAGCAUCAAGGCCACGAUCGCGUCCGAGGGAGGCGCCAGCAGCAGCAGUGGCGGUGGCGGCGGCGCCGCAUCGCCGUCCAAGAGCGGCAGUGGUAGCAGCGGCAAUACGCAGUCGACCAAGGGCGGUGCUGCGACGGCGAGUGCGCAGAAGGGAAACGCGAAGGGCAAUAAUUAA